Molecule: messenger RNA, 694 nt
Organism: Physella acuta
Lineage: Eukaryota; Metazoa; Mollusca; Gastropoda; Physidae
Source: RefSeq, a predicted model, not a curated record
GACUAAUGGUUUACAAAGUGACUGUUUUGUUUCACGAGAAAAAUUAGUACAUAUUUUCUACCAGAACUGACGUCAUAGGCCUAUAUAUUUUUAUAAAUACGCCAUCUUGCUCACUCAAAAAUAAACAUCAGUGAAAAAGAAAAUAUUUCAAAACAAAUUGUCUUGACCCAGUUUUGUGUCUGUUGGUUGGGUUUGGUCGGACAAACUCGCACUACUUAGAUUAUACCUACAUGUGUAUCGUAUAGUAAAAUAAUAUAGUAAAAGUGUGCUUAGCAAAACAGCAAUGCUAUUUGUGAGGAUCAUGCAAGCCCUAGCGUUAGCCUUGACCUUGGUUGACCCCUGUGCUGGCACCAGGAGACGCUCCCCACCUGUCAUCUCCUACAGGUGUGUCGACGCCGUGGAGAAGUGCGAGGCUAUCUUACUCGAGGAGGCGGAGAACAUAAACUUGUAUGCAGCAUUCUACGACUGUGUACUCGGCUACAACUGUUUCCCGGAUAAAAACGGUGACGUCCACAAACCUCCACCAGUCUCGCAGAUUUUCCAGGAUUUUAAAAUGAGGCAGUUGUCUACACAGAUCAACUCGAGUCAACAUUCUCUUCAGAUCAACUCUGUCUCACUGGUUGCUUUAGUCAUACUGUACCAGGCUGUGCUGCCCUAAACAUAUUGUACCAAGCUGUGCCAGGGGCGUAGCGGG